Molecule: messenger RNA, 969 nt
Organism: Calidris pugnax (ruff)
Lineage: Eukaryota; Metazoa; Chordata; Aves; Charadriiformes; Scolopacidae
Product: olfactory receptor 14C36-like
Exons: 1
Coding region: 1-969 (322 amino acids)
Biological process (GO): G protein-coupled receptor signaling pathway
Cellular component (GO): membrane
Molecular function (GO): G protein-coupled receptor activity; olfactory receptor activity
Source: RefSeq, a predicted model, not a curated record
AUGUCCAACAGCAGCUCCAUCACUGCGUUCCUCCUCCUGCCAUUUGCAGACACACGGGAGCUGCAGCUCUUGCACUUCUGGCUCUUCCUGGGCAUCUACCUGGCUGCCCUCCUGGGCAACGGCCUCAUCAUCACUGCCAUCGCCUGUGACCACCGCCUCCACACCCCCAUGUACUUCUUCCUCCUCAACCUCUCUGUUCUUGACCUGGGCUCCAUCUCCACCACUGUCCCCAAAUCCAUGGCCAAUUCCCUCUGGAACACAAGGGCCAUCUCCUACCCAGGAUGUGCUGCUCAAGUCUUUCUGUUUGGCUUUUUUGUUUCAGCAGAGUAUUGUCUUCUCACCAUCAUGGCCUACGACCGCUACGUUGCCAUCUGCAAACCCCUGCACUACGGGACCCUCCUGGGCAGCAGAGCUUGUGUCCACAUGGCAGCAGCUGCCUGGGGCAGUGUUUUUCCCUAUGCUCUGCUACACACGGCCAGUACAUUUUUACUUCCCCUCUGCCACGGCAAUGCUGUGGACCAGUUCUUCUGUGAAAUCCCCCAGAUCCUCAAGCUCUCCUGCUCAGAUACCUACCUCAGGGAAGUUGGACUUCUUGUGUUUAGUUUCUGUUUAGUCUUUGGGUGUUUUGUUUUCAUUGUGGUGUCCUAUGUGCAGAUCUUCAGGGCCGUGCUGAGGAUCCCCUCGGAGCAGGGACGGCACAAAGCCUUCUCCACCUGCCUCCCUCACCUGGCCGUGGUCUCCCUUUUCGUCAGCACUGCAGUGUUUGCCUACCUGAAUGCCCCCUCCGUCUCUUCCCCAUCCUUGAACCUUUUGGUGUCAUUUCUGUACUCAGUGGUGCCGCCAGUACUGAACCCCAUCAUCUACAGCAUGAGGAACAAGGAGCUGAAAGAUGCUCUAAGCAAACUGAUGACUGGUUUCUUUUCAGAAGCAGCAAUGAACUUCCCAUCUUCUUCUACAUCUCACUCAUAA